AUGGUAGCCACAUGCACAAAUGAGUUGGAGCCAGAAAAUGUUUCCAGUUAUGAUAGGAAAAGUGAACUCAAGGCAUUUGAUGAUUCAAAGGUUGGUGUCCAAGGACUUCUAGAAAAUGGUGUAACACAAGUUCCACGCAUAUUCUACUGUGGAGAGUCUAAUCUCAGGGAUGGCUUAAACAAUGAAUCAAGUUCAAAGAUUAGCAUCCCCAUCAUUGAUCUCACAGGCAUCCAUGAUGAUCCAAUUUUGAGAAAUGAUGUUGUGGGAAAAGUUAGAAAUGCAAGUGAGGAGUGGGGGUUCUUUCAGGUUACAAAUCAUGGAAUUCCAACUCAUGUUUUGGAUGAGAUGAUCAAAGGAACUUGCAGGUUUCACCAACAAGAUGCAAAUGUGAGGAAACAGUACUAUACCCGUGAUGUCAGCAAGAAAGUAGUUUAUGUUUCCAAUUAUACUCUUUAUCAAGACCCAUCUACUGAUUGGAGGGAUACACUUGGUUUUAUCUGGACCCAUAAUCCACCCAAACCUGAAGAUUUGCCUGAAGUUUGUAGAGAUAUUGUGAUUGAAUACACAACAAAAAUAAUGGCGCUUGCUUCUAUUUUGUUUGAACUAUUGUCAGAGGCUCUUGGCCUUGAUCGCUUUCACCUUAAAGAAAUGGGUUGUGCUGAAGGGCUUCUUCUUUUAUGUCACUCUUACCCACCCUGCCCUGAGCCAGAAUUGACUAUAGGCACUAACAAGCACUCAGAUAGUGACUUCAUGACCAUACUUUUGCAAGACCAAACGGGUGGCCUUCAAGUGCUACAUGACAAUCAAUGGAUAGAUGUACAUCCCACGCAUGGAUCUCUUGUGGUAAAUAUUGGGGAUCUUCUGCAGCUUGUGACUAAUGACAGGUUCAUUAGUGUUGAGCACAGAGUGUUAGCACAGCAUAUAGGCCCAAGAAUAUCAAUUGCAUCUUUUCUUAGAACAGAUGACCAAUCAUCACAGGGUAUUCCAAAAGUCUUGGGUCCAAUCAAGGAACUGUUAUCCGAAGACAAUCCACCAAUAUAUAGAGAAACUUCUUUAAAAGAAUACUUGGCAUAUCGUUAUGCAAAUGGCAUUGGAGGUUCCUCACUCUUGCCCUUCAAGUUGUGA
Molecule: messenger RNA, 1125 nt
Organism: Abrus precatorius (Indian licorice)
Lineage: Eukaryota; Viridiplantae; Streptophyta; Magnoliopsida; Fabales; Fabaceae
Product: 1-aminocyclopropane-1-carboxylate oxidase homolog 1-like
Exons: 3
Coding region: 1-1125 (374 amino acids)
Source: RefSeq, a predicted model, not a curated record